UCCAUAUAGUGCAUCUUUAUUUUGUGUUCCACUGGGGCGAAAAAUCAGGUUUGAAACUACAGGAGAGCGAAUAAAUUAUGUCAGAAUGUUCAGUUGUGUGUAAACGAUUCCUGCCGUUGUUUUUCGAAGCGCUUUCUCGUCGAGCACCGCGUGUCCCCUCUGACUACCCGUAACAUGUGUGUCGUGUUGUAUGCGGUAAACACUGAGAGGUCUGUUUUUAACAUGAAAGCUGAUCCUGAUUCCUGCAGUGCAGUAAAUGCAGAAAUACGCCUGACGAGGGAAACCGCGCCGCUUUAAUGGCGGAACUAGCUCUUCAGUCUGCUCAGGUGAAGCUGUGUGUCAGAGCUCAGAGACACUGCUGUGUGAGUCUACAGCCUGCCAUAGCGUGUGCACAAGAGCAGGCCAACAUCAUGGAGGAGAUCAACAAUAACUCUGUGUCCACACAACAACAACACAACACUACACAACAGAUGAACACUACCAAGGCAGUCAAGAAGGUCAAAAAAGCACAGAAAGAGCCAAAGAGAGUGGCAGGCAAGAAGAAGAAGAAGCAGAAGGAGGCAGAAAGCGUCUGUAGCCUGAUGUCCGAGCUUCCUUUCGUGAACACAGAGGUCUGGAAGGAGCUGGGCUUCUCCAGCGCAGAAUCGAGCGUGAAGAAGAAGCGUAAGAGAGGAGACGGCGCUCGAGUGGAGAGUGAGGAGGAUGGUGAGAAGAAGAAGAAGAAGGAGACGGCUCGCCCAAACUACUUUGUCUCGGUGCCAAUCACAAACCCAGAGAUCAAGCAGGCGGUGCAGGAUGUGCAGAAGCUGCUGCUGGAGAAGGAUAGUCGUCUGUCCCGAGCGCUGAUACCUGUGGACACUCUACACAUCACUCUACUGGUGACUCACCUGAGCACACAGGAGCAGCUGAAUCUCGCUGCGUCUACAUUGUCAGAGCUGGAGUCUCCUCUGAACGCGCUGCUGGGGGGCCGGAGGCUGGUCCUGCCCUUCUGUGGAAUCGGACACUUUAAACAGGAAGUGGCUUUCGUUCAGAUUACGGAAGGAGAUCAUCUGACCACACUCACGCUCAUGGCAGAGAGCGUGAGGAAGGCGUUUGAGGAGCGGGGCAUCGCGUCUGGAGAUGACAAAGCAUUCAAACCUCAUCUGACGUUUCUCAAACUCUCACGAGCACCUAAACUACGCAAGCAGCCGGUCAUUGAGGUCAGUCAGUGUCCGUCUCUCAAAGACACAUCGUGUGCUUAUGCUUUUGUUUAG
Molecule: messenger RNA, 1253 nt
Organism: Sinocyclocheilus rhinocerous
Lineage: Eukaryota; Metazoa; Chordata; Actinopteri; Cypriniformes; Cyprinidae
Product: A-kinase anchor protein 7-like
Exons: 8
Coding region: 297-1253 (318 amino acids)
Cellular component (GO): cytosol
Molecular function (GO): protein kinase A regulatory subunit binding
Source: RefSeq, a predicted model, not a curated record